This is a messenger RNA of Pelobates fuscus (common spadefoot toad), 2918 nucleotides long. RefSeq names its product spermatid perinuclear RNA binding protein (gene STRBP). Gene Ontology annotation, cellular component: precatalytic spliceosome. The transcript has 20 exons. NCBI's taxonomy places the organism in Eukaryota, Metazoa, Chordata, Amphibia, Anura, Pelobatidae. Gene Ontology annotation, molecular function: double-stranded RNA binding; single-stranded RNA binding. Bases 493 to 2514 code for a protein of 673 amino acids. The record is from RefSeq and is a predicted model, not a curated record.
GUGCCUGGGCUCGCGCCCCUGUCGGUGUGUGUGAGGAUAAGGAGGACGGCGAAGGGGAGCGGAGCAUCCCGGGAUCACCGGCACCAACUACUGGAGGUCUGCCAGAUGGUGUCCCUCAGACUCCAGUCAGCUUCUCACGUUGCUGCGGGACAGACUGUGCUGAGAUGAGCAUGUAGAAUGAAUGGAGCUGGAAACCAGUGAAUCUUAUUUUACCAGAAGAUACCUAAAUGGAUGGCCCUAUACUUCUGUAACUGAAAACAAACUGCCUUUUACUUUACACCAUCAAAAUCGGAUGCGAAGUUUCUCAUUGCAGUGUCGAGCCAAAAACUAGUUCGUAUGGUUUAUAUAGGAGCCAGGUGAAAACGUAACCAACUCUGCUUGAUCAUCUCUGGACACUUAUGUGGAGUUUGCAUUACUUAGAAGAUUGCCUGGGGAAGUCUGCAGAGAGGAGUAAAGCAGAUAAACCAACUGCUUUAAGAUCCAUCCAUCAGCAUGAGAUCUAUACGGUCCUUUGCAAAUGAUGAUCGCCAUGUUAUGUCUAAGCACUCCACAAUUUACCCAUCUCCUGAAGAACUGGAAGCUGUCCAGAACAUGGUGUCUACGGUGGAAUGUGCUUUAAAGCAUGUAUCUGAUUGGAUAGAUGAGCAAAACAAAUGUGAAAAAGUGGAGAGUGAAGUAAACAUGAAAGAAGAAGAAAACGAGGAAAACACUUCCAAGGAUGAAAGUGGUCGGGUACUGUGUGGAGUCAUGAGAAUAGGCUUAGUUGCAAAAGGGCUGCUCAUUAAAGAUGAUAUGGACUUAGAACUGGUUUUGUUGUGCAAGGAAAAGCCAACAAAGAGCUUAUUAAUCACCGUCCGAGACAACCUUCCAUUGCAGAUCCAGAAACUCACAGAAGAAUGCUUUCAAGUGGAAUAUUGCAUAGAAGAUGCUUGUCUUGUGAUUCACAACUCCAAGGAGCCGAAGCUAUCUCUAAAGGUUAUUCUAACUUCUCCACUGUUCAGAGAAGACGAUGAGAGGCCGGGUGGAGUAGAAAAUGUUGCGAUGAAAGAUCCUCCGGACUUAUUGGACAGGCAGAAAUGCCUGAACGCCUUGGCGUCUCUGCGACAUGCCAAAUGGUUUCAGGCGAGAGCCAAUGGAUUAAAAUCUUGUGUAAUUGUACUACGCAUACUGAGAGAUCUCUGCAACAGAGUUCCAAACUGGACCCGGCUGAAAGGAUGGCCUUUGGAACUCAUAUGUGAAAAGGCAAUAGGCACUUGCAAUAGGCCGCUGGGAGCUGGGGAAGCUUUGCGAAGAGUCAUGGAGUGUCUAGCAUCCGGGAUCCUCCUAUCUGGUGGACCUGGUCUUUAUGAUCCAUGCGAGAGGGAACCCACAGAUGCCCUGUCUUAUAUGGAUGUGAAAGAGAGAGAAGAAAUUACACACAGUGCUCAGCAUGCACUGCGUUUGUUAGCCUUUGGUCAAAUAUACAAAAUACUGCAGAUGGAUCCACUCCCAUCCAGUAAGCCCUUUCAGAAAUACUCUUGGUCAAAUACAGAUCGGGAAGGGCCUAGUCUAAAAAGGCCAUUUGACGAUGGAUCCUGUGACGAUAAGGACCCAAAUAAAAAGAUGAGACGCAAUCUACGCAAAAUUUUAGACAGUAAAGCCAUAGAUUCUAACCAGCCAAUGAAUGCAUUAAUGCGACUAAACCAGAUCCGGCCUGGCCUGCAAUACAAACUUCUUUCUCAGUCAGGUCCUGUUCAUGCACCAGUAUUCACAAUGUCUGUGGAUGUAGAUGGCAUAACACAUGAAGCGUCUGGACCAUCCAAAAAAACUGCAAAGCUUCAUGUAGCUGUUAAGGUUUUACAAGCCAUGGGUUACCCAACUGGUUUUGACACUGAUAUGGAGUGUCUCAGUUCAGAUGAAAAAUCAGACAAUGAAGGCAAGAAUGAGACCAUUUCUUCCAAUUCUAGCAGUAACACUGGAAAUUCCACAUCAGACAGCUCCAACACCUUGGAGGUCCGGACUCAGGGACCCAUCCUUACAGCAAGUGGAAAGAACCCAGUGAUGGAGUUGAACGAGAAGAGACGAGGUCUUAAAUAUGAAUUAAUAUCUGAAAGUGGGGGAAGCCAUGACAAACGCUUUGUAAUGGAGGUUGAAGUGGAUUCACAAAAAUUCAGAGGAGCAGGCCCAAACAAAAAGGUGGCAAAAGCUAGUGCAGCACUCGCUGCCCUAGAGAAGUUGUUCUCUGGCCCGAAUGCGGCAAACAAUAAGAAGAAAAAGAUUAUUCCUCAGACUAAAGGUGUUAUUAGCACAGCAGUGUCAGCAGCAGUCCAGGCAGCUCGAGGAAGAGGACGUGUAGCACUAGCACGAGGAGCAUUUGUUGGAGCAACGGCUGCUCCAGGAUAUAUAACCCAAGGUUACGCAGCUCCAUAUGGGUACAGUGCUGCCGCCCCUGCCUACGGUAUCCCCAAGAGAAUGGUUCUCUUACCAGUUAUGAAAUUCCCAGCAUACCCUGUACCCCACUACUCCUUUUUUUAACCAAUGCAGUUUGAUCAGACAGUCCAGAAUGUCAGAGAAGUAUCUUAUUUUCUUUGACUGAGGGAAAUCCUUUGUAAAAAAAAAAAAGAAAAAAAAUUAUAAAAUUUUCCUACUUUUUUAUUUUAAAACAAAAAAUAUAAAAUUAGUUCUUUAAAACUUGAAGAAAAAUUGUACUGUGAAAUGUUACCUCAUUUACAGAUAACUUAACUCUUUUACUGCUAGUAAGCUCAGCCAUGUAUAGAAAGUAUACCUAGCAGAUGGAGUUAGGCUAGCCUUCUGUCCUAGGGAAGAUGUAGUAAAUACAAGCAUACAUUUUAAAUGAAGUAUGAAACUGUAAAGUUAAUAAAUUUGUGAAGGAUGUAUAAUAUUAAACUGAUAACAAAAUAAAAUGUUUUGUCCUAAAA